ACACACAAACAGUAUCAAAUCCAAAAGCAAGGAGUCUUUUGGUUCCUUCUCCUUCUCUCUAUUCCCACUUCACUCUCUGGCCUUGUUAAUCCUACGAUUUGUCUUCUCCCGUAACUCUUUCUAAUUUCUAUGUCCGAAUCCUCACCAUCGGACUCGCAUCCGUCUCUCACUGCGAAUGUCCGUGCAGAAAUCGACUCUUCGUCACGGUUCGUUUCAGUCAGAGAGGCGGCCACUCGCUUCGGCGGCUUCGGUUUCUGGAGACCCCACAGCUCUGAAUCCCUUCAGGAUAAUGCCAAAGAAGGAGAUAUCAUUGAACUCAAGAGACAGACUGCUGAGCUACAGAACUAUCUAAUGGUCAAAGAGUGUGAGACGCUUGAUGUGCUGAAGGAGCUUGAGUUGACUAAAGCCAGGAUUAUAAAUCUCAACUCAAAGCUACAGCAGAAGAAGAAGAAGAAUAAGGAGUCGUUAGCAGAAGAAGUUCACUGUCAUAUCAAGCCUGCAGGUAUGGUACUUCAAGAUUUAAACAAGGCAAAGAUGAAUCUGUGCAAGAGGACGGUAGAUCUCGCGGGUUUGCGCCGUUCUGUUGAGGUCUUGAGCAAGCAACUGAAGGAGGAAAAGGAUGCACUUGAGAAGACCCGCGAGAGACUUAUGCACAAGUCUUUGAAGGUGAUAUCUCUAGAGGAAGAAGAAGAAGCUAAGAAGGGUGAAACCAGCGAGAAAGAUCUUGAGAAUAACGCGUUGAGAAUGAUUAAUGAGGUGCGGAGACUCAGCUGCGAAGCUCAGGAGUACAAGAAGACAGGAGAGAAGGCAAUGGCGGAGAUUAAACACACGCGAGAGAAGAUCAAAACGGUGGAGAUAAAGUUGGUGGCUGCUAGAAAGAUGAAGGAAGCGGCUAGAGCAGCUGCUGAGGCGGUUGCAAUCGCAGAGAUUAAGGCUGUUGCAGGAAGUGAAAACACUGUGACUAUCUCUGCUGAAGAGUACGCUAAGCUGACUCUUGACGCUAGAGACGCAGAGGAAGAGGCGUGGAAGAGAGUGGAAGAUGCAAUGUCCACAGUCGAAGAAGCGAAUGUUUCAGAGAUGGAUACUCUGAAGAGAGCAGACGAAGCGGCGCAAGAAGUUGAAGCCAGCAAGAGGGCAUUUGAGGAAGCUGUGGAGAGAGAAAACACUGCAAACGCUACAAAACUCGAAGCAGAAGAGGCGCUGAGAAACUUGAAGUCAGAGAAAGGACAGAGGAGAAGAUCAUCAGUGAACAACACUGCCAAGUUCAAGACCAGAAGAGAGACAAUAACAAAUAGUCUGAUGGAUGUAAACGGUCUGCAUCUGACGUAUGAUUUUGUUCCUGGUCCAUCAUCAUCUUCGGUCCCUGUCUUGAAGCCAACGAUGUCAAUAGGGCAAAUACUCAGCAAGAAGCUACUAGUUGCAGAGGAUUCAGACAUGAGUGUUGUUAAGGAGAGAAGUAAAAUGUCUUUGGGUCAGAUGCUGGCAAAGAAUAGCAAUGGUGAUGGAACUCUGAGCAAGAAGAGUGAAGGGAAGGAGAAUGAGAAAAGAUCAGUGAAGAGAAAGAAUCUCGGAUUUGCUAAGAUCGUUUUGUUGUUAAACAAAGAGAGCAAGAACAAUAAGAAGAACAAGAAGAUUGGUUUGAACUUGAGGUGAUACAAUGAUUCAGUGGUUUUAACUUCUUACUUUGUGAUCAGUAAAUUUAGGAACAGUUCAAAGUAUCCGAGUUCUAAACUUCUCGUCUCAUCUUGUGUCUCGUCUUUUAAUGGGCUUUUUAUUGGGCUUUUGUGUUCUUUCAUUGGUUCCUUGUCACUUUGUGACCGUAACUCUCUUAUGUGUAUCAUGAGUUUAUUUCUUGUACACACAACUUAGACGAUUCAUUUUCAUGACU
Molecule: messenger RNA, 1888 nt
Organism: Brassica oleracea var. oleracea
Lineage: Eukaryota; Viridiplantae; Streptophyta; Magnoliopsida; Brassicales; Brassicaceae
Product: WEB family protein At2g38370-like
Exons: 2
Coding region: 130-1653 (507 amino acids)
Source: RefSeq, a predicted model, not a curated record